This is a messenger RNA of Panthera uncia (snow leopard), 5526 nucleotides long. It is a transcript of the gene NUDT6, whose product is annotated as nudix hydrolase 6. The coding region runs from base 104 to 1054 and encodes 316 amino acids. Gene Ontology annotation, molecular function: ADP-ribose diphosphatase activity; NADH pyrophosphatase activity; NAD binding. Lineage: Eukaryota; Metazoa; Chordata; Mammalia; Carnivora; Felidae. The record is from RefSeq and is a predicted model, not a curated record. The transcript is spliced from 5 exons.
AUGGGUGGCACUCUUCUAAAAUUUAUGGUAAUGACCUCCGCUCCUGACCUAGGCGGAAGGUUGAUUUUAGGGGCCUAAAGAGUGGUCGCAUGAGGACUUGAAGAUGCCGCCAUUUCUGAGCGGGCGUUUCUGGCGCGCGGUGUUCACGCGGACCCGCGGCGAAAGGCUCUGGGCAGGGCACCGCCGGGCCUCGGGCGGUCCGGGUUGCAGGUGGGACGCUCUCGCCGGAGCUGACGUGCUGCGAGCCGAGCCGGACAGAUUCGGGGGUAUCUCGGUGCCUCUGGAGCGGUUUCGCGCACUGGACCGCCUGGACGCCGCCUCUUUCCAGAAGGUCUUGCAGGCUGCAAUACAGCAAUGGAGGUCAGAAGGUAGAAUAGCAGUAUGGCUGCACAUUCCCAUCCUCCAAAGCCAAUUUAUUGCCCCUGCUGCUUCCCUGGGUUUCUGCUUUCACCAUGCAGAGUUGGAUUCAUCCACACUGACACUGUGGCUGGGAGAAGGACCCAGCAGAUUACCAGGAUAUGCGACACAUCAAGUAGGAGUUGCAGGAGCUGUAUUUGAUGAAAAUACUAGAAAAAUAUUAGUUGUACAAGAUCGAAAUAAAUUGAAAAAUAUGUGGAAGUUCCCAGGAGGCCUGUCAGAGCCUGGAGAAGAUAUUGGAGACACAGCAGUUCGAGAAGUUUUUGAAGAGACUGGUAUAAAAUCAGAAUUCAGGUCCCUUCUGAGCAUUCGGCAACAGCACACCAAUCCCGGAGCUUUUGGGAAGUCAGAUAUGUAUAUCAUCUGUCGCUUAAAGCCAUAUUCAUUCACCAUAAAUUUUUGCCAGCAUGAAUGCUUAAGGUGUGAGUGGAUGGAUCUCCAUGACCUGGUCAAGACUGAAAACACAACUCCCAUCACCAGCAGAGUUGCUAGGCUGCUUCUCUACGGGUACAGAGAAGGGUUUGACAAGAUUGAUUUCACCGUGGAAGAACUUCCAGCAGUUUACACAGGCUUGUUCUAUAAACUGUAUCAUAAGGAACUGCCAGAGAAUUAUAGAACUAUGAUAGGAAUGGAUUAAAUCCAUAUUUGUGUUUUUAAAAAUGUUAAGUAAAUUGUACGUGUAGGAUAAUGUGUACCAUAUUAUAUGAAGUGGUGGACAUUUGGGGUUAACUAAUAUCUGACUUUAAUUUUCCAAUUUUGUAUAUUUCCAUGAAGAAAAUUUGUUUUUAAAAGCCUCUUUCCAAAUGAAGCAAACGUAUGACAAAGAGUGUAGCUCUAAAUAAGCUUCACUGGAUAAAGAGAAAUGCUAUAUAAAAGGUGGAAGUCUAUACUUUUUCUAGGAACUUUUAUUGCUUUUCUUUACUAAGGCAAUGGUUAAAUAUUUAGUAUUAGAUAAAAGGUUAUCUGACCAUUUAUCCAAACUGAGCAGCUAGCUGUACAUUUUUUUCUUUCACUAACAAAUUUCUAAAACAUCUUCUUUCAUAUGAAAUGAGAUCAGAUGCUGCUAUUAAGAUCAGCUCUUAGCAGACAUUGGAAGAAAAAGUAUAGCUUUCUGCCCAGGUCCUGUUUUGGGUCCAAGUUUAUACUGCCCAGUUCGUUUCAGUGCCACAUACCAGCUGGAGUAUUUCCUUGACCGAUAAGUAUUGUAGUUAUUAGAUUCCAAUCGUUCAAAAAAGAAACACUCGUCCGUAACACAUUUCUGAAAAACAAAGGAAGAAUGAGUAGUUGUUAUUAUGCUUUCACAUGAAACACUUAUGAGAGUGCACUGCCCCUUCUGCUCAACCAGCAGCAGUGCUCUUGGCUUCAGAACAAACUAGUUUGCAACACUCAACGGGCCAAAGUCUGACAGAAUCUAGCUCUGCAGAGGGAUGCAGGACAAGAACUCAGCACGUCAGCAGGACAGCUUUCAGGCACAUCUCUUCAGAGGAGGAAUUCAAGGACCAUUCUCCAGCCCUACAAUGGACAGGUCGGGUAUCAGGCAGCGAGAGCACACAGAUGCUGUCAGAACCACACUGCCUCAGACUUGAGCCAUCCCAUAAACAUAGCUUUCAUGAAGGGGGAUAUACCCAGUAACAAAGAACACACUUCACUUAGUGAAACCCAAAGCUGUGGCUUCCCGUUAGGUAUGUAUGGCACAUCCAUAUUCCUCCCAGUCCAGAGGCUGGUGACUAAUCAGGGGUCGUUUUUACUUAUACCAGGGUUCCCCUGAAACUGCUGGAAGGGUAACCCAGAGAUACCUUCGUAAAGAAGAAGGCUUUGUUAAUUAAUACUUUACUCACAGAAACAGUAUCAAUUCAUAAAUUACAGCAAUUUUUUUCUAGUGGCUAACAUUUCUAAGGCAUAAAAAGAAUAGUUUAUUAUAUAGAAUAUAAUGUAUAUAUAAUGCCAAAAAAUUGUAUUAGAACAUUAAUAUAUGAUUAAUAUUCCCAAAACACUAACAGAGAAUGAAGAAUAAGUAACAUAGACCAUAUUUAUUUCUGGCAGUGUCUUUCUUGUGGGAGGGGAAACUACUCUCCGUUUUUAUUUCGAUUGAACUCUUUAGGGGGGGGAGGGGGAAAAGCUAACUUUACAAAUAGACCUGGAAAUACUUUCCAAGUAAUGAAGUCUAAUAGGCUGCUACAUUAUUUCAAGUAAAUGUUCAAAAAUCAAUUUCACAGGGUACUGAUGAUAGUUCUUGACCUCUGGAGUGUGUGUUUGAGGGGGUGUCAACAAAUGAUUUACUUUAAAGAAAAAUCAUUUACUACUUAUAUUACAAUUAGGAAGAAAGAAUUAUACCCAUAUGGAAAUCCAUAAAAAUUUAUACAUAUUUGUAUUUCCACAUACAAAUACAACAUGUACAUGUAUGACAUAAACCUAAAGCUUCGUAUUAAUGAGUGUACCAGAUCCCAGCUUAUUUCUGUAUACUCAAAUCUAGGAAACUUCAGGUUUACAAAAACUACACAGUCAAAAGACUUGAAUCCUUUCCCAGAUUCUUUAGUUCUAAGAUAAACAGUGGCACAAACUGUGAGAAAAACAUAAAUCAAUAAGCAGAACAAUGAAAAGAGCUGGCAUAAUAACCAAAAUUAAAAUGAUCUACACGUAACUGGCGUUUCCGUCAUCUAAAGUAAGGGUGUGGUACUAGAUCUUGUAAUCUGCUUCUAGAGAUAAGAAUUUUACUGGAUAUUUACUUGGCCUUAAUGUUUUGACCAUUGUUAACUUUUCAAAAUGGAAAUACAAAAUCUGAUUUGCCCAUUUUUUGUAACAAAUUACUACGAAAGCAACUGAAGUCUUUCUUAUGCAAAUAAGUGACAGGUAGCAUUACAGAGAAGCAUUCAUUGCACAAGGACCCAGCUAUGUGAUACACAGGACUGUCCUAUGCAUAAAGAUUACACCUAGGAUAAUACUGAUAUUCUAUAUAGCUAGUACUUUAACUCUUCCUUUGAAGUUGAUUAUGCUUUUUGUGUUAACUGAAGUCAACCUGUGUUACUUUGUCAUUUUCCAGUGCCACUGAUAAAAAUCUUCCUCUUUCCCUAUUCCAGGUUUAGGAUCAGGAGUAGAAGCAAAUAGGGGAUCCUGGGCAUUUCAGUCGGUUAAGCAUCUGACUCUUGAUUUCAGCCCAGGUCAUGAUCUCACUCACAGUUUGUGAGAUCAAGCCCUGCAUUGGGUUCUGCACUUGUUGAGCAGAGCCUGCUUGGGAUUCUCUCUCCCUCUCUCUCUACCCCUCCCCCACUCACACGCAUUUUCUCUCUCUCUCUCAAAAUAAACACAUUUUAGAAAAAGAAGCAAGCAGAGUAAAGAAUGAGAGAAUAAGUCACAGUAAUCCUAAAGAUAACAUGAAAGGUCAUCAUUGAGCUUCACAGGCUAAUUCUCCAGAGACCUGAACCACCUCAUUCAGUCAUCAUUCUGGACAUUGAUUUUUUUGGUGUUCUGUCAGCUUCCAGGAUGUCCCACCUUGCUAAGUUGGCACUCCCUACAGUGCUUGGCCUUUGGGAUACAUACCAUGCAAUAAUAUCUGUCUUCUCAACCAGUUCCUAGUAUUUCAGAGAAAAGAAAUAGUACCAGGGAUUAAGUGGAUAAUACAUCAUGAAUCCACGUUUUUGUUUUUGUGGGUUUUUUUGUACAGAACUUACUUGUACCCUUACAAAAACAAAUGGGAGGGAAGGAAAACUAGCUUCUGUGCUGAGUGUUCAGAUACGUAAAUUUACUAAACUAUUACAUACUUGAAAACAAACUACAUUUUUCAAAAUGGGUAGUAGGGGAAAAAUUCAAGUCUCAAGUCAAGCAGGCAUUUAACAGCCCAAUGUAAAUACAAUUUUCAAUCCUCUCCAUUCUAAGUUUACAAAUCAUCAUCGGUGACUGUGAUUUCAAUAUUCCCUGUUAAAAAUGAAUGCAAAGUAAUUUUUGCCAAAAUUUAUAAACAUUUACAGAGCUUUUUCCCUAUUCUCAAUGUUUAACGCUAACCUUUUCAAACUUAGAAGAAAAGGGAAUCUUCAAAGAAAUGAUGUCACAGAAGAAGUGGAUAAAGUAGUUUCUAAGGGUUUAUAACAACUUGUACCCUGUCUUUGAGGCCCUUAUUUUGUAUAGGCCAAUGAUCUGGGAAUUCCCUUAAUUCAUGGCUUUUGACUGUUUCCAUGUGUAUCAUUUAAAGAUCACAACAAUCUUGUGACAUAAUUAUCUUAUACCCAUUAUUUAAAACUCAAUGCUCUUCAUAACUUAUUUCAGAUUGUGGACACUCACUCUGCCUAUGUAUCUGAUCCCUUUUCAUAAAGCUAAGUUUUUCUUUUUUUUUUAAUUCAAGAAUAAUUGGGGGAUAUAGAAGACACACAGUUUAAAUGGUGCAUUUACUCAUUUAAUGCAUAGUUUUUCUUCCAGCCACUGGGAUACAUCAAUGAACAAAACUGAACAAGGAUCCCCUGCCUUUGUGCCAAAUUCCAACUGGAGAGACACGCAAUAACUAAAUACAUUAUAUGUUAAAAUAUGAUAAAUCCUAUGGAAAAAUGUAAAGCUGAGUAGGGUAAGAGGGAUUGGGAGUAGAGGAAUACAAAUUAGGUUGCAAUAUUAGCAUAGUCACAGUAUGAGCAAUUAAGAAACUGACAUUUGAGCAAAUACUUGAAAGUGAAGUUAACUUGAAAGAGUUAACCAUCCAGCUCUCAGAGAAGAAAGAGCAUUCCAAACAGAAGGAAUAGCUAGUGCAAAAGCCCUACAGUAGGACCAUGCCUAGAAUGUGUGAGAGGCAGCAAAGAGGCCAAUGUGGAUGAAGCGAGGGCUUGAAGGGAAGAUACAAAACAGAUGAACAUAAGGAAAGGGAAGCAAAAAUAACAUAAAAACAGAGGGGGACAAAACACAAGAGACUCUUAAAUAUAGCGAACAAACAGAGGGUUGGUUGCUGGAGGGGUUGUGGGAGGGGAGAUGGGCUAAAUGGGUAAGGGGCAUUAAGGAAGACACUUGUUGGGAUGAGCACUGGGUGUUAUAUAUAGGGGAUGAAUCACUAGAAUCUACUGAAAUCAUUGUUGCACUAUAUGCUAACUUGGAUGUAUAUUUAAUUAAUUAAAUGUUUAUUUCUUUUCUUAA